AUGGUAUACUGGUGGAUAAAAAAAAGAAAACAAUCUGACCCUAAAUAUCAUGAAAAACUUGCUUAUCAUGUUAAGGAUCUUAUUUUAGGUGGUGAUAACAAAUCCCAUGAUAGAAGACGAAAACGUGUCGUUAAAGCACUACAAAAUGAUGUAACUGCGAAGGGAAUGAUUACAGUUUUGAAAUCAAUGCCCGAUCCUGAUUUACCCACCACUGAAGUUGUAAUUAUUGAUAAUGUCCCUCAAGUUCCUUUACCCGAGAAACUGGAUGAAUCUUCCAAAGAAUACCCUAAAGAGGUGAUCGGUGGCAGCUUAAGUAGUGUAAAAUUAAUUAAACCUCCCUUAGAUCGCAUCUCUUGCUAUCUUUAUUGGUGGGGUUACGAAAUUUAUGUCCCUCAACAUUCCAUGGGUCGCUUAGAUCAAGCACAAAGUGUUAGCAGCGCUUUCUUGUUCUUCUUACAAACAAUAGUCGGAAAUUCUUCUCCGAUAUCUCCUUAUUUUGGAUUUAUUUCUGCUUGGGUCGGAUUGCAAUUUUCCAUUAUCAAAACCCAAAAUGCUGGAAAUGGUGUUAUUAUUGCGGCAACUUGGUAA
Molecule: messenger RNA, 588 nt
Organism: Racocetra fulgida
Lineage: Eukaryota; Fungi; Glomeromycota; Glomeromycetes; Diversisporales; Gigasporaceae
Source: the annotation of a GenBank genome assembly